AUGAUUGAUAGUCCCCAUCAAAAAGCGCCAAGGUUGGUAAUUCUGGGAAAUGCGGGCGCGCCGAGUUACGUGGUGAGCGUGGAGCGAGUGCGGGCGGUGCGCUGCCGUGUUUACCUCGGCGGCGCGUCGGGCGGCCCGCGCUACCAGUCGACUCUCGCACACGACGGAGGAACUACGCCGCUCGGCCCUCAUCCUCGAACUUUCACCUCUCGCGAUAACUUUAUCUGUGAUAAAUACACCGGCAUCGAG
This is a messenger RNA of Brenthis ino (lesser marbled fritillary), 249 nucleotides long. The record is from the annotation of a GenBank genome assembly. NCBI's taxonomy places the organism in Eukaryota, Metazoa, Arthropoda, Insecta, Lepidoptera, Nymphalidae.